Messenger RNA from Triplophysa dalaica, 2329 nucleotides. It is a transcript of the gene bmpr1ba, whose product is annotated as bone morphogenetic protein receptor, type IBa. Gene Ontology annotation, biological process: cellular response to growth factor stimulus; dorsal/ventral pattern formation; BMP signaling pathway. Lineage: Eukaryota; Metazoa; Chordata; Actinopteri; Cypriniformes; Nemacheilidae. Gene Ontology annotation, molecular function: SMAD binding; transforming growth factor beta receptor activity, type I; ATP binding. The transcript is spliced from 11 exons. Gene Ontology annotation, cellular component: signaling receptor complex; plasma membrane. The record is from RefSeq and is a predicted model, not a curated record. The coding region runs from base 207 to 1778 and encodes 523 amino acids.
UCUCUCUCUCUCUCUCUCUCUCUAAGUCUCUCUCUCUCUCUCUCUCUCAGUGGGCAGUCAGUAUGAAGCGGUGAUUCAGGCUGCUGUGGGGUGUGAGCACUUUCUCACAUUCAGUACAAGACACACACACAGACAGCAGAAGAGUGUGUGUUGUGAGACAGUGGAGGGAAUUACUUGUUCCCUGGAUCUCCACACACAGACAGAAGAUGAAUCUCAUGAGGAUCUGUGUGAUUGGACUUCUGGGACUGCUGAAGGAGAGUCUGGCUAAUGUUCUGGACAGCAUGCUGCUGAGGAAUUCUGGGAAGCUGGAGGAGGGUCAUGUCUCAGGAAGUGCUGGAACGGCUCAUCCGCAGCGUUUCCUGUGGUGUCACUGCUACCAUCACUGCCCAGAGGACUCCAUCAAUAACACCUGCAGGACAGACGGUCACUGCUUUACUUUGGUAGAGGAAGAAGGAGGCAUCGCUGUGUUUACAUCAGGCUGUCUGGGUUCAGUGGGAUCUGAGUUUCAGUGCAGAGACACUGGGAACUCUAAACACAGACGAUCACUGGAGUGCUGCACAGAUCAAGACUACUGUAACAGACAUCUACACCCAACACUACCUCCACUACACACACACAGUUUUGUGGAUGGAGACAUUCAUCACAUCGCUCUUCUCAUCUCAGUGGGCGUCUGUAGCUUCAUCCUCACCUUCAUCAUCAUAUUCUGUUACUUCAGGUAUAAGCGUCAGGAGUUAGCACCCCGGUACACUCUGAGUCUACAUCAGGACGAGACGUUCAUUCCUCCUGGAGAAUCUCUGAGAGAUCUGAUCGAACAGUCUCAGAGCUCCGGCUCAGGGUCAGGACUCCCCCUGCUGGUGCAGCGCACUAUAGCCAAACAGAUCCAGAUGGUGACCCAGAUCGGGAAGGGCCGCUACGGAGAGGUGUGGAUGGGUCGAUGGAGAGGAGAGAAGGUCGCCGUGAAAGUGUUUUUCACCACAGAGGAGGCCAGCUGGUUCAGAGAGACGGAGAUCUAUCAGACCGUCCUCAUGAGACAUGAGAAUAUACUCGGGUUUAUAGCAGCGGACAUCAAGGGAACGGGCUCGUGGACUCAACUUUAUCUCAUCACCGAUUACCACGAGAACGGCUCGCUGUAUGACUAUCUGAAAUCCACCACGCUGGACAGCAGAUCCACGCUGAGACUGGCGUAUUCAUCCAUCUCGGGUCUCUGUCAUCUUCACACCGAGAUCUUCGGCACGCAGGGAAAACCCGCCAUCGCUCACCGAGACCUGAAGAGCAAAAACAUCCUGGUGAAGAGAAACGGGACCUGCUGUAUCGCUGACCUCGGCCUGGCUGUCAAGUUCAUCAGCGACACAAAUGAAGUGGACAUCCCGCUGAACACACGCGUGGGCACCAAACGCUUCAUGGCUCCUGAAGUUCUGGACGAGACUCUGAACACAAGUCACUUUCAGUCGUACAUCACGGCAGAUAUCUACAGCUUCGGCCUCAUACUGUGGGAGAUCGCCAGGAGAUGCGUGUCUGGAGGUAUCGUGGAAGAAUAUCAGCUGCCGUAUCACGACCACGUUCCCAAUGAUCCGUCAUAUGAAGACAUGAGAGAGGUGGUGUGCAUCAAGAGAAUACGACCGUCAUUCCCCAACCGCUGGACCAGUGAUGAGUGUUUAAGGCAGAUGGGGAAACUCAUGACGGAGUGUUGGGCUCACAGUCCUGCGUCUCGACUCACCGCCCUUCGAAUUAAAAAGACUCUGGCCAAGAUGUCAGAGUCGCAGGACAUUAAAGUCUGAGGACAGACCGACAGCGCGGAUGUCAAGUGAGAAACAGACCGUCUCGCCCACCUGAGUCCUGCCGUGGGUUUGGUGCCGGAGCAUCCUCAAGCCAAGCGAUGGAAGCAGAGAGACAGCUGUGUGUUCUCGCUGUGAAAUCUGCAUGAACGCGUGAUGUUCAUCGUCCACUAACUGAACCCGUGAGCACUGGUCAGUAGAGAAACCGCAGGAUCUGAAGGAGCGAGACGGAGCUCACGUCUGGAGUCACUUCUGGAAAACUCAUGUGUGUUGUUGUUGUUUUUCUCUUCAGCUUUUAUUCUUUUGAAUGGUGUUGUCACUAACCUUGUCAAACUGUUAUGGAACAAAUGUGACGGUUGAUGCUGAAAAUGUGUUUGAUGUCUUGAAAAGCUGUUUGUUGGGCUGUGCCUUAUUUAUUGUGUAUGUGGAUGAAAUAAGAAAGGAGCGUCAACGUGCUUGAAUAAAUGUUUGAAUAACACUGAACUUGUUUUUGUUGAAAUUAGUUUUUUUAUACUUUAUCACUUUGGAUGAAUGUGUCGGCUAAAUGAAAAUGA